This is a messenger RNA of Dacryopinax primogenitus, 1760 nucleotides long. RefSeq names its product glycoside hydrolase. The record is from RefSeq and is a predicted model, not a curated record. The transcript is spliced from 10 exons. The coding region runs from base 1 to 1623 and encodes 540 amino acids. Lineage: Eukaryota; Fungi; Basidiomycota; Dacrymycetes; Dacrymycetales; Dacrymycetaceae. Gene Ontology annotation, molecular function: hydrolase activity, hydrolyzing O-glycosyl compounds.
AUGGUUGCUCUUCGGGACCCGCACGCAAUCCCCAUCACGCACGUCGUUCCCAGCACCCAUCAGAUUACCGACGCACACUCGCGACAACGCUUCUUUCGAGGGCUCAACGUCGUCUACAAGAUCGCGCCCUUCAUUCCAGUAAUAGAGAAGUUCGACCCCCAUCUGUCCUUCAGUGCCGAGGACCUCAAAGUAUGGAACAAGCUCAACUUGAACGUCGUGCGGUUGAACAUACCCUGGGCGGGUGUUGAGCCCGAAAGAGACAAGUACGAUGAAGACUACAUCUUGAAAGUGAGGGAGCUGGUUAGGAUGUGCGCUAAGGAGGGCGUCUGGGUGGUGUUGGACGCCCAUCAAGAUAUCUACGGCGAGCGUUUCUGUGGAAACGGAAUGCCAGAUUGGAGCAUCACCAGCGACAAGGGAUACUUUGGUACCUGGGCAUUCCCACGUCCUAUCAAGCCCUGGCCAGCGCAGUACAACACAGAAUCUAGGUUCCCGUUGAUCGGCACACCGGCUGUAAAAGAGUACGAUCUGACAGGGGAGAAUUGGGGACCUUUCUACGCGAGCGAUGCAUGCACGAGGGCGUUCUGGGGACUUUAUUCCAAUCAGCAAGGGGUCCGUGACCAUUUCUGUGAGGCGUGGAGACGUGUUGCUGUUGCGAUGAAAGAUGAGCCGAACCUGUUGGGAUACACAAUCAUGAACGAACCUGCUGUCUCUGCGCGCUCCUUCCUCCGCUGGCCCUACAACUUCUUCCUCAACAAGGCUGCGACAGAGCGCGGCCAUCUUCUGCAGCUAUACGACGCUGUCGUGGCUGCCAUCCGUUCCGCCGACCCCGAGCACUUAAUCUUCUUCGAGCCCGCGUGCGGAAACUCAGGUGGCCAUUUCCCACGUGUGCCGGGGUGCGCACCCGUGAAGGGGGAGAGCAAAGAAGAGCAGGAGAAAAGGGUGGACGCGGCGAAGGGGAAGAGUGUCCUCAGUUGGCAUUAUUAUCCCACCCCUUUGGAGCCGGAUACAUGGGUCGCGGUUUUCACCCGAAGGGAUGGCCAAGUAAGGAGAUUGGGGUGUGGGGCGAUGUUGACGGAGUUUGACACCGGGUUCGAUGGUGGCAAGAAACAUGAUCAUGUACUGGGCACCUUUGAAGCAUGCGACAGACAUCUGAUCUCCUGGAUUGGUUGGCAGUAUAAGAAAUAUUUCCAUGUGUCUGGCUGCCCAACCGAUGGCUGUCUCGUCGAGCACGAGUCCGCCACUCCAGUCGUCCGCCCACUCUACGCCAAGCUCUUCUCUCGCACUUACGCCUCCGCCGUAGCCGGCGAGCUCAAGUAUCUGCAUCACGACUACGCCACGUCGAGCUUCUCGAUGCACUAUGUUCCGCUGGGCACGGGUGAGGAGGCAGUGACAGAGAUUAAGAUAAGCAAGGAAUGGCAUUACCCGCAUGGGUACGAGGUGCGGCUUGAGGGCGAAGGGAUGCGCUGGGAGGAGCUUGAUGAACAGACCAUUGGUAUAUGGGCUAAGGAGGGAGCAGAGGUGGUUAAAGUCUUUGUUGACCCGAAGCCGGCUCUAGAUGUUCAGGCUGCGGAGGCUGAGGCUGCAGGGCCUGCGACGGCAGCUACAGAGGAUGCGGCAAAAUGAGUGGAGUGCUUUGCGCAGGACUUCAUGACGGGACUCUUCCUACAUACAUGGCCGUUCCAUAGACUUCAUUUGAUAGCCUUCGAACCCUCAUAUUGCGCCAAAACCCCAUUCCGCUGCCGCACCACACCUCUAUCCUU